GGCCCCUGGUGACUGUGCUCCUGCCAUAUACAGUCUGGUCCUGCUGAUUCACCACGGAGCAGGAGGAGGCGGAGUGUUUGUGCAGACAGACAGGACAGGAGCAGGAGGAGCACCGGGCUUUCAGCGGCACUUUGGGACAGUCAGAGCCGGGAAAACUGUAUCCAAUCCGGGGAGAACCCACCAGGAGGAAUCUGCCAUGAGUUGGGGAACGGAACUGUGGGACCAGUUUGAGAACCUGGACAAACACACACAGUGGGGGAUCGACUUUCUGGAGCGAUAUGCCAAAUUUGUAAAGGAGCGACUGGAGAUUGAGCAGAACUAUGCCAAGCAGCUACGGAACUUGGUAAAGAAAUACUGCCCCAAGCGCUCCAAAGAUGAGGAACCCAGGUUCACAGCAUGUCUCUCGUUUUACUCCAUCCUGAAUGAGCUGAAUGACUACGCAGGCCAGAGGGAGCUGGUGGCCGAGGAGAUGGGCCACAAAGUGUACGGAGAGCUGAUGAGGUACAGCCAGGAUCUCAAGGCUGAGCGCAAACAUCAUCUGCAGGAGGGCCGGAAGGCUCAGCAGUACUUGGACCAGUGCUGGAAGCAGAUGGACAAUAGCAAAAAGAAAUUUGAACGUGAAUGCAGAGAAGCUGAGAAAUCCCAGAUGACCUUUGAGAGAUUAGAUAACGACGUCAAUGCCACAAAAUCAGAAGUGGAAAAGGCCAAAAGUCAGUACUACCUUCGGACACACAUGGCGGACGAAAGCAAAAAUGAGUAUGCUGCACAACUACAGAACUUCAACGCAGAGCAGUGGAAACAUUUCAACAACGCAAUACCACACAUCUUUAAGAAUCUCCAGGACAUGGACGAGCGGCGGACAGUGAAGUUGGGUGAGACCUACAGGAGUUUUGCUGAAGCAGAGAGAAGAGUUAUUCCUAUCGUUUCAAAAUGUUUAGAAGGAAUGGUGUCAGCCGCCAAGGCUGUAGAUGAAAGAAAAGACUCAGCCAUUGUAGUGGAAUCCUUUAAGUCAGGCUUUGAACCUCCAGGCGACUUCCCUUUUGAGGACUUCAGUCAGACUCUGAACAGGACGGGCUCAGACGGGACAAUCAGCAGCACCCCCCGUGGAGAGAGAGAGGUCACGCCAGGACCACGGCCCGACCCACGACACGCCAUGAACAGAACCAAAAACAAACUCUGGCCUUUUGGCACCAAGAAACCCAAGUCCACCCCUCCCCCUCCUCCCCAGUCCUCAUCCACCCGUGUCCGACCAUCCUCCACCCUUUUCCCCUCACCCCGCUUCAGCACAGAUCUAGUGAGCCACUAUCUGUCAGAGAUAAAGACUACAGUACCCAGAAUCCCCCACAAUUUGAAGGGCCUGAAGAGAGGGGUGAGACAGGAAGUGGGCCCACCCCCAGAGGAUUUCAGCCAUUUACCCCCUGAACAGAGGAGGAAGAGACUACAGCAAAGGAUAGAUGAGCUCCAGAAAGAACUACAGAAGGAAGUGGAUCAGAGAGAGGCCCUGAACAAGAUGAAGGACGUAUACGGAAAGAAUCCCAAGUUGGGUGAUCCCAGCAGCCUGGAGCCGAAGAUCUCAGAAACCAUCUGUAACAUGGAGAAGCUGCGAUCGGAAAUUCACAGACAUGAGAACUGGUUGGCUGAAGUUGAGGGGAAGCAAAGCAGAGGAGACAGAAGACACAGCGCUGACAAUCAUCAUCAUGCGCCUCCAGGAAGAGAGAGUCCUGAGGGCAGUUACACAGACGACACGAGUCAGGAACACAGCACCCCUCAUCACCGCUCCCACCCCCCACCCACAGGACACAGAGCCACGGACAACGCUCACGAGUUCGACGACGAGUUUGAUGAUGAUGACCCCCUGCCUGUCAUUGGCCACUGCAAAGCUCUUUACUCAUAUGAUGGUCAGGACGAGGGGACGCUAGUGAUGGCUGAAGAUGAGGUGUUGUAUGUGAUCGAGCAGGACAAAGGCGAUGGCUGGACGCGCGCGAGGAAACAGAGUGGCGAGGAGGGUUACGUGCCCACCACUUAUGUAGACAUCACCAUGGAGAAGAACUGUAAAGGUGCUGUUACCUACAUCUGACCCUGUCCUCCCCCCUCUCCUGUCACACCCUCCCCCCAAACAGACUCUUCUCAUCUGCUGCAUGGACAAUCACCCAGCCCUCUCUUCUUCUGCAUAACUCUCCACCUGUUUCUAUCUCUCGUUGUGUCUCAUUCAUCUUUCAUCAUGUUCAAAGAGGUGAGUGUCACGUGCAGUGUGUGUUUGUAAAGAGGUUUUUACUGCUGUUUGAGCCCCAUGAGUUUAGGCUGUCCGAGAGUUUCACAAGCAAUGUUACAACAUGUGAUAUCUGCAGUACAUGAGAAGGUGUAGUUGUAAAUAAAGGGCUCAUAUUACGCUAUUUUCUGAUCUAUAUUAUAAUGUUGUCUCCUCAUCCCGCAUAUACCUGGAGUUUUUUUGCAUAUUUAGACUAAGUUCUUGUCUCAAACUGAAAACGCACACAGGAAGUGCUUCACUGUGUUUUUAGAAAUUCAUACAGCUUCAAUAGAAUCGUUUGGAUGAUUUCAGCCUUGAAUUGCCAGUCUUGACUAGACUAAAAGGUAGUUGUUUACUUGAAAACUACUGCUUCAUGACAUCACAAGGUAGAAUAGAGCAUUUUGAGCCUUGGAGGUGUAGAGAGAGUAAUAAUAAAGCGUUACACAUACGUGUGAAUGAAACAAAAAACAACUCCAGAUAUGUUUUUGAGGAGGUAACAACAUUAUGUUUCCUGAAGCAAUCUAGCUGGGACUUUGAAUGUAAUGUAGAGUGGUAGUUUGACCAACAGUUAGAUGGUUAGAUAGGUUAUAAUGUUGAAACUGUAAUUAUUUUAUCUAUGUGGCCUUACAUAGCUAAGAAAUAGAGCACCAUUUUUGUUAGAAAAGGAAUACCUUGCAUAAUUCAAAUAUCAUUCAAACAAGUUGAAGUUCACACAUGAGCUAAAGGCACGCAGUUUUGUUACACUGUGCCUCCUUCUGAUGCAGUUUCAAGAUUAGUUGGUUUAAUAUUAAUAAUACAAUACAAUACAAUAAUACAAUACAAUAAUACAGUAAUACAACCAUUGAUAUUACAAAAGCAAAGUCAACAGCAAAGUUAUGGUAGACAGUAUUCACCCUUCUCUUGAACCAUAGAAUAGAAAAUAACAUGUUGUAACUUUGUUUGUCAUUGACUCUGGGCUUUAACCACAUCUAAUCGAUCAAAGUGUUUUAUAAAUACUUUUAUAUGAUAUUAGAAACACAUGUUGUUUCGACCUUGUAAGUAUUUUGAUUUUAAGCUGUAGAUUUUACCUGAUUUUGACAUGCAAUUGGAAUAAGGUAUUGAUUUUUAUUUUCCUAAUUUGUUUUAUUUAUGUAUUAACAGUGUGCUCUCAGUGUCUACCUUGGUCUGUCUAUCAGAUAUUGUCUUCCAUUUACACAAUAAGUCUUUAUAUAUCAUUUUUAUGUAUUGAUAGAAUAUAAAAACAGUAAACUUGGCUAUCAUUUGUUACCUUAUCAUUUGCUCUUACCAUUACAGAGGUUAUGGAUCAUUUUAAUUUUAUAUCUGUAACUUUGGGUUUGGCUAUUCCCAGUGGUGGAAGAAGUACUCAAUUUUGUUACUUAAGUAAAAGUACAUACGCCAGCUCAAAAAAUACUCAAGUAAAAGUAAAAGUACCACAUGAAAAAAUUGACUUAAAAAGUAUUAAAGUGCCCGUUUAAAAAAUGUACAUAAAGAGUAAAAAGUAAAAGUAUUUUGUGCAGAUUUUGAGAUCUUAUACCAUUUCAAAUGCAGUGAUUUUCAUAAAGAUUUCUGCUUUAUUUUGUUCAGCAGAAACAACUGAAUGUCAAUCAGUUUUUAUUUGUGCAUUUUUGUGUGCUCAAAUUAUGAACAUUUUAAAAAUAAACCCCUCAGGCUUUUCAGCAGGUCUCAAACUAUCAUAAAAAAUACUUUUACUUUUCAGUCCUGUUCAAAAAUGUAAUGGAGUAGAAAGUAGAGAUACUGACUCUUAAACGUAGUAAAGUAAAGGUAAAGCAUAUCCUCUUUAAAAUCAACUACUUAAAAUCUAUACUUAAGUGCAGUACUUUAACAACUUUUACUUAGUUACUUCCACCACUGGCUAUUCCAUCUAUGCAAAGUUUUUUGCAGUAACAUGUUCAUAGCACAUUCGGUUUGUCAUAUUGUCGUUUGGUAAAGUUUUCACUAAUUAAAAAAACAACUUUGUGCACUGA
Boleophthalmus pectinirostris (great blue-spotted mudskipper) is the source of this 4233-nucleotide messenger RNA. RefSeq names its product formin binding protein 1-like (gene fnbp1l). The coding region runs from base 197 to 2077 and encodes 626 amino acids. Gene Ontology annotation, molecular function: protein binding. Gene Ontology annotation, biological process: signal transduction. The record is from RefSeq and is a predicted model, not a curated record. The transcript has 16 exons. NCBI's taxonomy places the organism in Eukaryota, Metazoa, Chordata, Actinopteri, Gobiiformes, Gobiidae.